This is a messenger RNA of Telopea speciosissima, 2531 nucleotides long. RefSeq names its product beta-galactosidase 6-like. Gene Ontology annotation, molecular function: beta-galactosidase activity; carbohydrate binding. Gene Ontology annotation, cellular component: vacuole; cell wall. The record is from RefSeq and is a predicted model, not a curated record. Bases 1 to 2478 code for a protein of 825 amino acids. Gene Ontology annotation, biological process: carbohydrate metabolic process. The transcript has 19 exons. Lineage: Eukaryota; Viridiplantae; Streptophyta; Magnoliopsida; Proteales; Proteaceae.
AUGGGUUGGUGGUUGUGUUGGGUUGUUUCAGUGGUGGCAGUGAUCGGAGGGAGUGGCCGGAAUAUUGUCGGAGAGGAUGUCACCUAUGAUGGAAGAUCGCUCAUUAUCAAUGGAGAGAGGCGGAUUCUUUUCUCUGGUUCAAUUCAUUAUCCUCGUAGUACUCCUGAGAUGUGGCCAUCUUUGAUAGCUAAAGCCAAAGAAGGUGGAAUAGACGUUAUACAAACCUACGUGUUUUGGAACCAACACGAGCCUCAACCAGGCCAGUAUAAUUUUGAAGGGAGAUUAAAUUUAGUGAGGUAUAUCAAGGAAAUCCAAGCGCAAGGCCGCUAUGCAACCCUUCGGAUCGGACCGUUCAUUGAAUCCGAAUGGACUUAUGGAGGGCUACCUUUCUGGUUGCAUGAUGUUAAAGAUAUUGUUUAUCGAUCCGAUAAUGAGCCCUUCAAGUUUUACAUGCAAAACUUCACAACCAAGAUUGUAAACUUGAUGAAAUCUGAGAACCUGUAUGCUUCACAAGGGGGGCCCAUAAUUCUGUCACAGAUAGAGAAUGAAUACAAAAAUGUCGAAGCAGCCUUUCAUGAAAAAGGACCAUCUUACGUCCGUUGGGCUGCAGAAAUGGUUGUGGGGCUCCAGACUGGUGUUCCAUGGGUGAUGUGCAAGCAGGAUGAUGCCCCUGAUCCUGUGAUCAAUUCAUGCAAUGGGAUGAGAUGUGGCCAAACAUUUGCAGGACCCAAUUCACCUAAUAAGCCAGCAAUAUGGACAGAAAACUGGACAUCCCAAUACCAAGUAUUUGGUGGAAAACCAUACAUAAGAUCUGCUGAAGACAUUGCCUUCCAUGUUGCACUUUUCAUUGCUGCAAAGAAUGGAAGCUAUGUAAACUACUACAUGUAUCAUGGUGGAACAAAUUUUGGAAGGACAGGCUCUGCAUAUGUGACAACAGGUUACUAUGAUCAAGCUCCUCUUGAUGAGUAUGGUUUGAUUAGGCAACCAAAAUGGGGCCAUCUCAAGGAAUUGCAUGCUGCAGUAAAGUUGUGCUCUACACCUUUACUUUGGGGUACAUAUACUAAUUUCUCUCUAGGUGAAUUACAAGAGGCUCAUGUUUUCCAAGGUAAAGCAGGAGAAUGUGCUGCCUUUCUUGUGAAUAAUAGUUCAAGAAGUUCUACAGUGAAUUUUCAAAACCAUUCAUAUGAAUUACCCCAAAAGUCAAUUAGUAUCUUGCCAGAUUGUCAGAAUGAAGUCUUCAACACUGCAAAGGUUAGCUCUCAAUAUAAUACAAGAUCAACAGUACCAGUCACGACAUUCAAAUCAUCUGAUCAUUGGGAAGCAUUUCAGGAUGUUAUUCCUAACUUUGAAGAGACAUCAUUAAGAGCAGAUAAAUUGCCGGAGCAUAUGGGUACAACUAUGGACAAGUCGGAUUAUCUGUGGUACACUUUCAGCUUUCAGAAUGACUCUUCCAGUGAUAAACGUCUCUAUGUCAACUCCCUCGGCCAUGUUGUUCAUGCUUUUGUCAACAACUUAUACAUAGGAUCUGCACAUGGUAGUCAUGACAAUGUAGGCUCUACUCUUGAGACUUCAAUUUCGCUAAAUAAAGGGAUGAACAACAUUUCAUUAUUAAGCGUAAUGGUUGGAUUGCCGGAUUCAGGAGCAUAUCUUGAGCGUAAGGUUGCAGGAAUACAAAGAGUGAGGAUUCAAGGCAAUGACGAAGCGGACUCUCAAGAUUUCACCGACUACAGCUGGGGAUACAAGGUUGGGCUAUUGGGAGAGCAGUUUCAGAUUUAUAGUGGUGAAGGAUCACAUGAAGUUCAGUGGAGCAAUAUUGGAAACUCUACUCAGCUUCCUCUCAUGUGGUAUAAGACGACUUUCGAUGCACCUAGUGGAGAUGAUCCUUUAGUCCUAAAUCUUGGCACAAUGGGAAAAGGUGAAGCUUGGGUUAAUGGCCAGAGCAUUGGUCGUUACUGGUCCUCAUUUCGCAUCCCAAAUGGUGAUCCUUCACAAACAUUGUACCAUGUUCCUAGACCCUUCCUCAAACCCUCCGCGAACCUUCUAGUCCUAUUAGAAGAAUUUGGUGGUGAUCCACUCCAAAUCACCCUGGAUACUGUAUCAAUCACUAGAAUGUGUGGAUAUGCGUCCAACUUACAUCUCUCCCCGGUGACUCCAUGGGUGGAGAUUAUGAGUAAUAGGGGAAGAAGGAUUACAGGACACCAUGGCAGGAGACCAAGAGUUCAGCUUGAAUGUCCUUCUGGAAAGGUCAUCUCAAAGAUUUUAUUUGCAAGCUUUGGAAACCCUUCUGGUGGCUGUGAAAGCGAAAAUCAUAUUUUAGGAAGUUGUCAUUCAUCUAAUACCAGAGUAGUAGUGGAGAAGGCCUGUUUGGGAAAGACACUUUGUUCUAUUCCCAGAUCAAUCAGGAGUUUUGGUAGAGAUCCAUGUCCAGAUAUUCCAAAAGCUAUAUUGGUGGAUGCAGAAUGUAGUUCAAGGACUUAGUUGAUCCAAGGAGUAAUUUAAUUUAAAUAUUUGUAUAGACUUGCACAAAGUUA